Messenger RNA from Eucalyptus grandis, 1350 nucleotides. Its product is annotated as probable pectate lyase 18. The record is from RefSeq and is a predicted model, not a curated record. The coding region runs from base 1 to 1350 and encodes 449 amino acids. Gene Ontology annotation, molecular function: pectate lyase activity. The transcript has 5 exons. Lineage: Eukaryota; Viridiplantae; Streptophyta; Magnoliopsida; Myrtales; Myrtaceae.
AUGAUUCGCAUUACUUGGUCCGGCAUUGUCCUUUUAUGCUGUUCGUUCUCUCUUCGUGCACUCAAUCUCAAUGCAACUUCUUCCUCUUCUUCUUCUAAAAUCUUGGUCCACCCACAUCAGCAUCCCAAUCCGCAAGCUGUUGUCCACGAUGUGAACCGGAGGGUGAACGAAUCCGUCACCAGAAGGCAGCUCCUUGCGGUCCAGGUGAAGGACCAGUGCUUGACGGGCAAUCCGAUCGACGACUGCUGGCAGUGCGACCCGAAUUGGGAAUUGAGCCGCGAGCACCUAGCUGACUGCGCGAUCGGGUUUGGCCGUGAGGCCCUGGGAGGCAGGGGCGGCAACAUAUAUGUUGUGAGAGACCCAUCCGACCCGGACCCAGUGAACCCGCCCCCUGGCAGGCUCCGCUACGGUGUUGUCCAAGCUGGAUCCCUCUGGAUCAUAUUCUCUGGUAAUAUGGCUAUCAAUCUCAGUUAUGAGCUUCUCAUCAGCAGUUUCAAGACCAUCGAUGGCCGAGGAGCCAACGUGCGGAUAACAGGUCUCGGUUGUUUGAUCAUUUAUGACGUCACCAACAUCAUCAUCCACAAUGUGCACAUUCACCACUGCAAGCCUUCUGGGAAUGCCAAGAUCCGGAUUAGCCCGACGCAAGUUACCGAGAGGGGAAGAUCAGACGGCGACAGGAUAUCCGUCUUAGCUUCAUCAAAAAUCUGGAUUGACCAUUGUUUCCUGUCGGAUUGCACAGGCGGUCUGAUCGAUGUCACUGAAGGAUCUACAGCAGUCACAAUAUCCAGCAACAUGUUCACCCACCACGAUAAGGUGAUGAUGCUGGGUCACAGUGAUGAUUUCACGACUGACUCAGGGAUGCAAGUGACUGUUGCGUUCAAACACUUUGGCGAAGAGCUAAAGGAGAGUAUGCCACGGUGCCGUUUUGUAUACAUUCAUGUUGUGAACAAUGACUACACUCGGUGGAAGAUAUAUGCUGUUGGAGGGAGCUCCAAUCCUACCGUUAAUAGUCAGGGGAAUCGGUACCUCGCGCCGCAGGAUGAUAACAACAAGGAGGUGACAAAGCGAAUGGACACAGAUGAGAGCGAGUGGAGGAAAUGGAAUUGGAGAUCGGAAGGUGAUCUGAUGGUGAAUGGUGCCUUCUUUGUGACCUCUGGUGCGGACAUGAGCCCCCUGUAUGCUGAAGCCUCUAGUAUGUCGCCCCCGUCGGCAAGCUACAUCAAUCAUCUCACUGCGACUGCUGGUGUCUUUGUUGUACAGAGGAGUGACGCCAGGAAUGUGACCAAUCCCUCCGGCGGCGGUGGGAUUGUGACAAAUCCUGCCGCUCCCGGGUCAAGCGGUGGGCUGUGA